AUGUCGACGCAUUAAAAGGCUGUAAUUAAUACAACUUUCACAGUCAGUGGUAGAGUAGCAUUCCUCUAUUUCCAUAUACCUCGCAGAUGAUAGCUAUAGCCUUAAUUAAAACUCUUCACUGGAAUAUAUUGAAGUUAAGUGAUUUAUGUUAAGUUAAGUCGAGAUUUAUGAUAAUGAUUGAAACAUUUCGAUUUUUCUAGAUAUGCGUAAAAAUAAUCGAAUAUAAAAUCUAAAAAUAUAGAAUUCUAGUAUUCCUGUAAUCCUAAGGAUAUUUUAAAACGAAAUUAUGAAUUUUCAUUGGGGAGGUCAGAAGGAAUCAGACGCUACAACCGAAACAUUUAUGACGACGCGGAGGUGUGACCUCCAUCAAGGUAAAGUAAAAAGAUGCACCUGUCAUUAUCGAGUGCAGUACGCGCGUGUCACAUGUAAUUUAAUCGGUCGACUCAUCUUGUCGACAUUAGCGUUUUGUAAUAUGAGCUCGACAGGGCUACGUUUACUUGUCAGGAUACUGGAUACUGGAUGCUGGUAGAAACGCGGGGUACGGUGUAUCACAACACAUACACAACGAUGCACGCGUGCGCACACGUACGCAACUCAUAUACGGUUCUCGUCACCGGCUAGCCGGUAGGACAUUCGAUUUCAGUCGAAAGCGAAAACCCGCUUAGCCCGUUUAGUCGUGUUGUCGCGGCGUACCGUUUUAUAGUGCGGCAUUCUUAUGGGUGUUCCCCAUUUAUUCGUUGACUUCGGCUCGUCAUACUUCGGCUAGUCAGAGUGUUCGAGAUACUACGAGACUUGCUCAAAUGUCGUUCGACUGCUGUGGUAACGGCGAAGCCGCCGGCAAGACGUUCGCGAAUGGCCUUGAGAAUGUGUCACGUAUUCCACGAGCAAUCUACGAUAGUUUCCUUCACGAUAUUGACCAUUUCACGUAUGGGUACUGUUGGUUGUUCCUCGUCGUUGCUGUUCCUCUAUUAAUGGCCUUACGUAUGUUAGGCCGUGUUCACGUCACGCCGCCUAGAGACGUCAGACUUGAAGAGUAGCGCGAUCUUACGGAGCACGCAGGAGACUAUUUUUGUUUUGUUGUUUAAUCACCGGUGUAAAUACAUAAAUACGGUUUCAGCCAGAUCGAAUAUAACACCGUGACUCGUGAGUGCGGGGUACAUUCCUGCGAUUUCCUUUCGCUGUAUCUCAAUCCUCGACACGAUGUAAACAGUAUGGAAGGAGGAAUGGCGUCGUUCUGAUGGAUUUCUCGUGUCACGGUCCCUCUGAGUAUUAUCGUAUGUGGUUGAUGCGAUUCGGUUUGUCGCGCUCGAUUCUUCCAACAUCGUACUUUACUUGGUUAAUAUUGUACGUGAGUGUGUAGUGCCGAACAGUGUGUGACUAUGGUGUGUCGUCUGCUAAUGUUGCUGACACGAACGUCGCUCGAGAGAAACAACGGCGUCGCGUGGGGGAGGAAUGAAUGAACGUGAAGAGGACGAUCGAGGUGUGGCGGGAGGGGAUGCGACGACCGUCGUGUUGUGACGGCCUGCUGCCUGCUUGCCGAUUUGUAUCGAGCCGGAGCAUCCGUCCGUCGUUGGAGAAAAGCAAUGUGAAAGAAAAGACGAAUGCAAAGCCACGAUCAAAGGGAAUUCCACUCUACGACCAAAUCAGGGAAUUUUCUAUCCCUUAGACGGUCGUGGCCAUGGUUUCAUAGUCAGAAUUCGCGGGUAAAUUCUGAAAAGCUACGGUGUCCACGGCGAUGAGCAUAAACAUGGAAGUUGUGCGAGCCUCGGUCAGCUUCAACGCGAUGCUAUGAUCACCAUUACGACUACACAGUACUUUCACUCGAAUUCUCGGGUUUUUUUCGCGCCGGGUUUCUGUAUACGAAACAGGAUAGAGACAGAGAGAGAGAGAGACUAGUGUAUCGUUCCGUUAAAACACUCGGCACGAUAGAUUUCCGUGGGCAAAACAGUUAAAGGAGGCCGCGCAAAAACGCAGCAGCGUUGGCAGCCAUUGAAAAAGGGGGCAGGAUCGAGCGGAGCGAUCGAGCAGCUGCCAGGAUUCGGAUCCCGAUCCUCCGAAGGGCCGCGUAAACGCGCAUCAGGGACUCAUUCCCUCGUCCGAGAUUCGUCUGGAACGCAGAAAGAGGGGUGGGUAAGUAGGGUGAGAACGAUGAUCGCAGAGGGGAUGGGUGGCCGUGUGGAACAGCAGUCUGGCCAGUUGAUUACGAUGCCGAAACGAGUGGCGGGCCAUCUCUCCAACCAGUUUCGGACAGUGUCUUCGGGUCGAACGAGGCCUGUGUAGUUUGGUGGAGAGACGCCAGGCUUCUUUGGCCGCUGCUCGUCGGACGAAGACCGAUAGAAACGAGGGGGAAAAGGUAAGAAAGGAAGAAGGAAAGAAAACGUGGACGAAGAGGAGACUCAGAGCGAAGGAGAGUGAGAGAAGCAGGGAGAGCAGCAGCAGCCAGCAGCAGCGGCAGCAGCAGCAGCGAGCAGCCAGCAGCGCAAGAAGAGACGGAGGAGGCGACAGCCGAGCUUAAGUUUCGGUUUCGUUCGUUUCGCGCCUGCUCCGCGUCGAACGGGAGCCGAGAGUGAGCGCGGCGGAGAGAGAGAACCGGCGUACGAGAGAGCGAGAAGAGCUGCACCAUCGGAGUAACAGAGAGAGCGAGAGAGAGGCGUCGUCCGAGCGAACGAGACGCAGCAAGCUGGCAGAAGGAGAGAAUCGGAGAGAUAGAUAAAUGGGAUAGGAAGAAGAGAGAAGGAAAAGCGAUUGGUGGCGGUGGAGGCGGCAGGAGGGCGAAGAGAGGACGAGUGCAACGCGUGAGUGAAAGACAGAACGCGGCAGCCAGGGGUUGGAUAGAGAGAGAGAGAGAGAGAGAGAGAGAGAGAGAGUGAGGCGGCAGUCGAGGCGAACAGACUUCGCCGGCGCUCUGCUCCCAAUAACGACUCUCGCCCUCGGUCAGUCGCGCGCGAACCGCGGAGCCGCGAGCAUCUCUCCGUUUCUCUCUCGCUCUGCUCUCGGCAGGAUAUCUACGUUUCGAGCCGCGUGCACGUGCGAACCCGGGGGACGCGAGAGCAUAACGGAGCGAGGGAUCGAGUCGAACGUGUACACAGGGGGCUUACUCGAGUCCGGUCACCGCUCGAACGAACCACGCUGCUCGCGGAUUCCUGAUCUAAAGAGCGACAGGUGAACGAAAAUCUGGGAGGCCCGACCAGCAUUGUCCGCACGUUUCGCACGAUUGUACGUCGUUCAGAGAGACAUGUCGGUGCUUACGGGGAAUCGCAGCUAGAAGGUAAUUAAAACGAUAACAAGGGCAGACGAUACACUCGAAGGGAAGGAAGAUGGAACGGUCCGUUUGCGGAUGUUCAGCCACGUAGGACAUUGACUGACUUGCGCGAGAUUCUCGAGGGAAGAUCGGUGCUACAUCGAAUCGAAGAAACUUGUGGCGAGGGUGAAAAGGGACGGAUAAAGACUGUCUGGACAGGGACUGGAUCCCGGGGGAGUCUGCCGUCGAGGAGAAGGAACGACUUGGUUUUCGGGGUUAUCUCAUGGUGGGAUUGUCGCGGUAUCGACGUGGUAAUCGCGCCGCGAGUGGUGCUCGCUGCAUCCGGAGAUACAGGCAGCUGGUGAUCGAGUGAGAGAAGAGAAGAGCGGAAAGCGGUCGCACAAAGUGACAAGCGGCAGCGAGCGCGUGGUAUAUAAAAGUGCGAACUGGUGGAGCGCGCGCGCGAGCGCGACCGAGCGAGUUACCGGGCGGUUCGAGGCUGCCAGUGGCCCGCGGACCAAGAAGAAGAAGAGGAAGAAGAAGAAGAAGAAGAAGAGGUUGAAACAGAGGAAGACGGAAAGGAAGAGAAAGAGGAAGGGUGGGAGAGGUGCACACACCAUAGAGGACAACGCUGUUGCUAUUUUCGAGCCCGCCAAAUAUCUCGACGCACGGUGCUGCUCGGUGCUGUCUGCGCUGGCCCUGCUACGCUCUUUCUUCGGCCCCGUCCACGUUCCUCCAAAGCGCAGCGAUUCUGCGCCGAUGACGCAUGGCCCUGACCAAACAGGGGGACAGAAAGAGAGAAAGAGAGGGAAAGAGCGUGAAAGAGAAGCCACACGCAGAGCGGGAGAAGGAGCGAGAGAACGGCGUGUAUGACAGGUUGACCGUUCGAAUGAAAGUCGUUUGAACGGUCGUGAGAGUCCUCCCACGAGGAAGAAUCCCGGCUAGAGGGUGCGAACCGGUGCUAGGACAGGGACAGGAAGACGGAAGAGAAGGGGACAGGAACGAAGCGUCGAUUGAUCGCCGUAUGAUAUAAUGGCAGGCGAGGACACUCAGAUCCUGGCGAACGGAAACGUCGAAGCGCUGACGAUAAUUCCACCGAAAAUGGCGAAUGGGAAUGGACUGAUUUGCGGGAAGCAGCACAACAACAACGGCUCGAUACCAAACGGGAAGUUACACGAAAUCGGUGCAGCUGAAAACGGAAAGCUGAUAAUGUCUGACGAGAAAUCGAGCAGUCUUCACACGGAGUUCGACGACGCGGACGUGUCUUGCGGCUGGGGCCCGUGCAGGCCACACUGGCUUCAGUAUUUCGCCACGAAGCAGGCCUUCCUGGUCACCUUCUGCAUCACCUGGGUCCUCCAGGGAAUGUACUACACGUACUUCGUCUCGGUGAUCACGACGAUCGAGAAGCUGUUCCAGAUUCAGUCAAAGACCACCGGUAUUAUAAUGUCAGCGACGGAGAUCGGCCAGAUCGGUUCCUCUCUCCUGCUUACGUACUACGGGGGCCAAGGUCACCGGCCUAAGUGGAUCGCUUGGGGCAUGAUCCUGUUCGCAGUGAGCUCGUUCACCUGCUCGAUGCCCCAUUUCAUCUUCGGUGAACAGCUGAUCCAUCAGAACGAGAUGUUUUUCAGCGGUUUCGAGGGUGGCGACCCAAACAACACCCAUCCUAUUCCCGCGAAUCUUUGCAAACUGCAAGAACGAUCAGAGAACGCUACGCUGGAUAGUUGGAUCUCGUCCACGACGCCGGCUCAAAUGAAUACGAUGAAUUACUGCAAGGGUGACUCGUUGACGGAGCAGAGGAUACAAAGUAAAAUAACUACCGUGGUCCUGGCUAUAUUUUUUGUCUCCUUGUUGGGCGUUGGAAUGGGUCAGACGGCAGUCUACACCCUUGGUAUUCCUUAUAUCGACGACAAUGUGGCCAGCAGAGAAAGCCCACUCUAUUUCGCGAUUACGAUCGGAGUGAGGAUCCUCGGACCAGCCCUAGGCUUCAUUCUAGGCUCAUUGUGCACGAUGAUUUACGCGGAUUUGUCGGCGAAUCCGCAAAUCACGCCGACGGAUCCAAGAUGGGUGGGAGCAUGGUGGCUUGGUUUGGUGCUAAUAUCCGCCAUGCUGAUGCUGGUCAGUAUAGGAAUGUUCGCAUUCCCGACGCGGUUGCCCGCGAGCAGAACACCGCCGAAACGGGCGGAUGCGAAAAAGCCUAGUCUCCGAGACUUCCCUAAAGCGGUGAAGAGGCUGUUGAAGAACGACAUUCUUAUGUUCCGGACGGCCAGCAGCGUGCUGCACAUCCUACCGAUCGCCGGCCUCUACACCUUCCUGCCAAAGUACCUCGAGAGCCAAUUUCGCUUGCCAGCUCAUCAUGCGAACAUGAUCUCAGGUGUCGGUGGUAUUUUAGUAAUGGGUCUGGGUAUUAUAAUUAGCGGAGUGUUUAUCCUGAGGGCAAAGCCUAACGCCAGGUUCGUCGCAGCCUGGAUCGCCUUCACAGCGAUAGUUUACGCGAUCGGCAUGGGCGUGCUGAUGUUCAUCGGUUGCCCGAUGGACGAUUUCGCUGGUCUCGUCUCGCAUUCCAACGGAUUGUCCAGCUUCGAGCCGGUCUGCGAGGCUACCUGCGACUGCGUUCGGAACAAAUUCAGUCCGAUUUGCAGCGCUGAUGGGAAAACUUAUUUUUCCGCGUGUCACGCGGGUUGUUCCAAUUACACGGUCGUCGAUGGCAAGGUAGCUUCGUUUUACAACUGCCAGUGCAUCGGGACGAAUCUAACGGCACCGGAAACGACCAACACCGCGACGAUCGGUUACUGCGAGCUCGAGUGCAGUAACUUUUGGGUUUAUAUGAUCCUGUUCUCGGUGUUCGUUUUCAUCCACUCGACCAGCGAGGUGGGCUCCAUGCUGUUGAUCUUACGGUGCGUGGAUCCACGGGACAAGGCGAUGGCUUUGGGGCUUAUACAAUUCGCCAUCGGCCUCUUUGGUAACGUCCCGUGUCCAAUCGUUUAUGGUGCUGUGGUGGACUCUGCUUGUCUCGUAUGGGAAUACGCUUGCGGCGAGCGAGGUGCCUGCUGGCUUUACGACUCGAAUGUCUUUAGAAUGUUCUAUCAUGGUACCACAGGCGGAAUCCUGAUUCUUGCGUUCGUGGUGGACAUAGUGGUGUGGUACAAGGCAGGGAGCAUUAGCUUCGUGGAGGAGCAGGACGUGGAGGAGGGCACUGUUGAAGAAAUGGCCACCCUGAAGUCGCAGGACGCGCAAGCGGUGGACAACGACUAUUUGUGAAAGAGUCCCGGCCGACUUCGAUGGUAUCUCAUCAAGCACAGGCCUGAAUCUAGCGUCGUAAACCGGGACAAAGCGUGACGAGCCGUUCCUAACUGACGAGAACUCGGUGCCAGUAGCACGCCGGAGGUUUAAGACCGGGGCGAUCUGUAUCGAUCUUCGUGUGUCACAUUCGCCGGCCGUUUUCUUUUUUUUUUUUUUUUUUUUUCGAUGGGUUUCGUUUUUGGAAACCUACGGCUAGAACCCGGUUGCCUCUUUAACGACGUGAAGGAGCAAGGAUUCAAGAGGGAACGAUGACAGUGGUGUUCGCGUCGAUCGCCUUUCGAAACUCGAAGGGAGUCCAGAAUCAAGAUGGGAUAGGACGACGAAUGAACUGUUGAAGGAGGCGGUGCUCGGCCACGGAAAUGCCCGUAGUUUCCGAAGAGGCUGUGCCGAGGUUUCGAACAAGUGCAUCGAGGGACGAAGAAAGAAACGUGUAAGAAGAAAAGGGGACAAGAAAAUGGGGAUCGAUGAUCAACGACUUGAUUUUUCUUGAGAAUGUGGUUCUUGGAGACGCGAAGACGCCCCAUGAAGAAAAGAUCUUCCUGGUUGGUAUCAAAGAGCAACGAUUUGAAUUAGAGAUAAAGCGAUACGAGAUACAUCCGGAGGAGUGAGAGAGGAAGGGAGAUAUGGAGUAGAAACGUCUGGUAGUAUACGAGAAUUUUCGUGUUUGGAGAAGAAAAAGUGGGAUGAAGGAAAACGCGAAACGAUGACCAAUACGGAUAACGGAAUCAAUACGGCACGCGAGGUUCUCGGAUCUUGGGCGAGCUUCUCUUAGGCACUACCGUCCGUGUUUCACUCUGCAGAUACAACUAGGCGUAGGCAAACUGUACGUACAAGCGAUUUACGAUGUGUGUAUGUGUGUCGGUAAUAUUUGUCUGGAACGAAAUACACGGUAUAUCUCGUUGUUUUUGAAAGAUCAUAAGGAUACAUUAAGAAUGGAAAAAAGGGGAGAGAAUCUGGGAGCGAAUGGGGAAAAUAAGAAGAAUACAUAGGACAUAUUUUUUAGAUGAUUUGACGAUGAAAAUCUGGGCGAUAAAGAGAACAAAAAGUAACGUUAAUUAUUAAUAUUAAAGCAUUAGCAGAUACGACACACAGGGAGAAGAGCGACGAUACAAACAAAAGAAAAAAAAGAAAAAACAAAAAUAAAAUAGAAUGCAAGAGAAAAGAAAUACGGAAGAAAAAUGAAGUUAAGGGGGGAAAAAGGCGGAUAAUCGAGAGCUGUAUUUUAAUAUGAUACAUUUUACACACUCGUGAGACACUCGUCAAUGUAUGCGCAUCUGCCGCCUGUGCUUCUAGUGCUUUGAGCGUUCAUUGUUUCUGAGUCCUUUUGAAUGGUCAACCUGAUCGUAUAUCAACCUUUUGUAUGUGUAAUAUUUCCCCUAGUAGUCUCUCUGUAGACUUCGAAAGAUCGACCAUGAUAUCUCGGUUCCAAUGUUCCAACAAUAAAUUCGAAUUAAUUUCUAAUCGAAUCCAACUAAGACAUAUUCCUUAAAUUGGUAAAUUAUUAUUGGAGUAAUUGCUGGUGGGAUUUCAUAAUCAAAGGGUUAGAUGGACGAUCAGUGUAUUAGAUAGCUGCCGUAUAAGGCAGCGAAACAAGGAAGAAAAACAAGGAUUGUUUCGGAGGGUAAAAGCAAGAAAGGGUAAAAUUAAAAACGCGCGUUUAAGGUACGCAUUAACCGCUAUGAAGUUUGCGAAUUAUUCGAUUCAGGGGCAUUGCUAAUAUAUUACAUCAUUUUACGUUUGCUUCAAGGAACGUUUGGCUGACAGCUAAAAUCCGUCAGAGUUGGAUAAUACGAAAGGGAAAAAGAACUAGUUCCAUUAUUCAAAGGAAAAGUCAGAUAAUUUCGACUAAUCUCGUUAAAGAUGACGAGAGCGAGGAAUUAUAUUUUUGAAGAAUUUUAAUUUUGGAUUGUUCUAUGUUGUUUCGUUGACCUACGCAAUCGGAGAAUUAAUCCAAUCCAAUUAAAUCUAUUUCUGGUUUUUCCUUGGAUUUUGUACUCUAUGUUUGGAACAUCUAUAUCCUCUAUGUAUCAAGUACUAUUUUUCAUACUUGAGUAGAAAAUUUCUUUGCAAAACCACUAAUUGUAUGCGAAUUAUGGCAACGACAGCCAAUUGUUUCUUCGAAACUCCAAAUAAAAAAGAUAUAGGUAUAUUAUAUAUAUAUAUCUAUAUACACAUAUAACGUUACAACAACUCUGAACAAAUCUUCAGAGUAGCAAACGAUCUGCUUUCAGUCCAGAAGAAAUAUUUUAAGAUGGAGAGAGGACGACUAUUGAACAAAUUUUUUUUUGUAUUAUCGUACCUCUUAUAAAAAAAGACAACAGUUACAUAGAAAGAGUGUACUGUAAAAUUAACUUGAUUUUUUCCUGGAGACAGAAGCAUCCUGGGAUUUCUUCUGGACUACAGCAGAACGUAUGCCUUAACCCUUUCGGUGUUGAAAAUAAUUGGUCGUAUUCUGCAUAGAACAAACCACCCACUCACCGGGAGGGUUGAACGUGUUACAUAUACCUAUGCAUUGUACGUAUCGUGUGUGCAUGUGCGUGCGUGUACAGUUGUAUCAGUAAAUCGUUGACGAUGCAAUUGAGAAAGGAUUGCACAGGGGCGGAUACGGCCUUCCGUGCGCCCGUUGAUCUCCAUCGAGAAUUGUAUUUUUGUAUUCGAAGCGACACAUAAUCUAUAUUUUAAUCGAUCACGAAUCGUAUAUAGAACAGCACGUAAUAACUUAGAGCCAAUUCCAACCUUUGAAGCGAUUCAUUUCUCGGGUUUCGAAUAUUACCAUUCGGUUCUAUUCACCGCAACAUCCUCUCUAUUUUACGUUCGUUCACUCAAGUGGAGGAACGAAGAGAAAGAGGAAAACGGUUCGAAGGUGUUACUUUGCUCUCUUCUUUCUUGACGUUAAGUGCGUCAUGUGAUGAAUUGAUUACCAUGUAUCGCGUUGAUGCAAUCCUAUUCAAGAUCGGUAACACAAUGAUCUAUGGUAUGUACUGAUUGAUCGUUUGGUUCUAAGGCUAAUCGAAACACUAACGUCGGAUACAACCAAAUGCAAGGAUAGAGAUGACAAUAUUUUCGCCAGCGAAAGUUAGGAAUGCUAAUGUUUACUGUGGUGCAAAGUUCAUCGCGUGAACGAUAACGUCAAGAAAGAGUUAAUAAUUUUAAGGGAAAAACAAGACAAAAGCAAAACGCUAAUCACAAAAUAAUCGUUUCACUUUGGAGUUAGUCCGGGGGAUGAAGAACGCGUUUUAACCCUUGUAUUGGCAGAAGAAUUUUCGAUUCUCUUAGAAUUACGAAAGCAUUUUAGGAGUUCCAAGAUUUAUCCCACGAAACACGAUUACACGUAGACGUUAAGUAGAUGUUAGAGUGUUUGCAUGCAGUUUUAUGCGCAAAAUUCAUGCACGUUGCCUGGAGCAACAUUGCCAAGCAAGGAGUUAAAACCGACAGCUCCAUCGUCGCGACUAUCAAACAAAUUUCUAUAAGCUUUUCCUCUAUCGAUGCAGAGUCGACUCAUUGUCGGAUGGUGUAUUAAUCGAACAAGAUUUUAAACGGUGCAACACGGACUCCGUUAUCGAAGAACGACGAACAGAACUAUUUUGAACGAUUCGAAGCCGUGUGUACAAAUUCUACGCGCUCUUCUCUACGGUUCGACUUAUUUUUAACCGCUUUUACAAUCCUUUUUCCAUCGGCGGAACGGUUAGAGGUUUCCAAGAGACAGUCCGUCGUCCCAUGUGUCCGUCACAGAGAUAUUUUUCUUGCGGAUGAAUUUGGAAAGGAAAACAUAACGACGACACAUGUCUCUAUUUUCCAAGAAAGUCGCGAACCAGAGCUCUAUCUCGACGAGACGCUCUCUAGGUUCUUGCAUUCUGUUUUAAUACGCGUUCUUCGGCUCGAUAACAAAAUAGUAGGAAUGAACGAAAUUUUUUGACCACGAACAGAUUAGGGUGAAGCGUUAUUUAGUUAUUUUAGUUUAAUUUCCUUCUCGAAGGGCAAAAUAAGAUGAAGAGGUAGAACUCGAUGAAUGGUGUGUACUUGUGCGUUUGCCUUUCAGUGCUCGAUAUACAUCACUGUAUAUUACAUGUACGAUAGAGCUGUACAUAUAGGAAAGUACAAUAAUUGCCAAAAUAAUCAUGGCGUGGAGCGACAGAGUCUCAGUCUUUAUUCCGUGUGUUGCGCCAGUCGGUACAUCUGCAAGAUGGGCAAACGAUUCUUUACCAAUCCAUUAUGAAUUUUACCCACGAAGCGAGUACUUGGAUAUUGGAUUCGUGCGAAUGUAAAUUUUAUCCGAAAAUCUUUAACUUUGACGAAGAUUUUAAACGUAGUAAGAUUUAAUUUAGUCGCAUGCCCCGUGUUUCGAAUCACUUGUCCAUCGUUAUAAUACGUUGCUAGUUACGUCACUGUGAGAAUCAAUGCAAUGACGACGCGUUAACUUCGAUACACUGCCCUCUUACUGAUACUGCCAGUCAAUGAAAAAGACUUGUUUCGCGCGAAAGCUCAUCAGCCAAUUAAAUUACUGCCAGAUUUUACUGCCAGACGACAUACUAGCAUUAUUUUUUACCAUACGACGAACUGUCCCAUUUACGAAACUCACGCACGAAAUAUUUCGGCCCAUGGAAACAGUCCAGGGUCUACAUUUUGUUCCUCUAAGGAAAAGAACAACAAUUUUGUCUUUGCAUUUGAUACGUAGCUUUCGCGUAAUUCGAAGAAGUACUUUUUUUAUGCAUAUUCUCAACUGUCUACAGUAUCGACAAUCUAAAUGAUAAGGUUCGUUUUUUUUUUAUAUAUAUAUCAAUCACUUACAUUCUGUCAGCAUUUAAUAUUCACUAGCCACGUCUUUUGAUGUAGCGUCAUCGUCGUGUGAAUUCCCACAGUUUCGUCGAUUAGAUAUUAUUUAAAAAAAUAGACAGGAAAAAAGGAACGAUCACUGGCGGAACACAGAAUACUAUAAUAAUUAUAUUUUAGUAAAAAAAAGAAUUUAUCAUUAAUAUACUUGUAGGAUAAUCAGCUGCGUAAGCGGACAUCACGAUUUUAUCUAAUUACGGCGUAGUUCUGUAAGAGAACCAUAAUUGCUAGUCUUUAAUUUGCGACGUGCUCGCGUGUACUCGCACGUCUCGACGGAAUAUAUACUGGAUGUUUAAUGAAUCCUUCGGUUGGAGCAACUUUAUCAGUCUGCAAGGAAACUUCCUUUUAUUUUAUCUAAAAUACUUCAAUUUUAUAUGUAUAAAUAAAAUAUCUGUCGUGAUUUGAAUCAUUUUGAAAUUUUAAAAUUACACGCUCUCAUUGAAAAUCGCGAUUCAAUCGUUUUAAAUUACUUUUCCAAAGUAUUGUCCUUGUGACGAAUUUUCGAAUCUCACUAUGAAGGCUGAUCUCUAUACUUUUAGCAAAAUUUGAGAGCAGACGAAGAGGGAAAUUGAGAUCUCCUCGGUCGUUUAUGACGAACGUAUUCUUCUUACGCGUUUUACUAAUCUUUUACGAACAAUUAAGAGCGAGAGAAAGAUAGGCACGUUGCAAAAUGCUAAAGUUGCAUCCAACGAUCUAACUAUUUACCUAACAUAUAUGCGUGUGUAUCAAGCGUAAGGAUCGACUAAAUCGAUGAAUAAAGAUAACGAAGAGCAGGGAAUAUGAUAAACGAAGAAGAAGAAGAAGAAGAAUAAAAAAAAAAAAUAUAAUGCCAUUUUUAUGUAUACAUAUAUUGUACUAAUGAUUACUAUAAAUUUUUUGUUUUAUUAAUAUUAUUCUUACUAUUACUAUGGUUUAUUAUCGUCGGAUACUGAUUCUUGUUUAUAAAAUAAUUACUAUUAAUUGAUAAUUAUCGCGCGGUCGCGGAUCACCGUUGUAAUAUGCGCUUUGAUUUUUAUACAUAAUAUAUAUAUAAUAUAUAUAUAUAUAUCAUAUAUUAUUAUAUGUAUAUAAUAUAUAUAUAUAAAGAAUCGAUUACUCUGUAGGUGACGUAAGUGUAUUUUGAUAUAGUGCACGAUAUCGUAUGCGUAGGUGCGUGCGUGCGUACGUGUGUGUCUGUGUAAAUGUGAUGUGUCUGCGUGCAAAUGUGACACGAAUAAUUCUACAUGUGUCCGGCCUCAAUCGUCGGGCAUACGCAGAACAAAUUUUACAUUAUUUGUAAAUGUCGUUGAGUUAUCGGUAUGUCUGUUUUAUUUUUUUGUUUUUUUCCGUGCUUAUUUUUUUAGCUAGAUAUCGUACAGGCAGUUACUUUUCCAUCGAGACGAAUGGCACUCCUGGUAUCGUUCGCGAAACAAUUCGCUAACAAUAUGUCACGGAAGCAUACGAAUAGAAAUUUAAUUGUAUUGUACCAUUGAACCCCGAACCUAACUAUGACAGAUUUUAGAAAAUUCCUCAUUACAUAAUUUUUGAUAUUUACAAAUUAUAACGAUUGACACGAAUACGUACUAUUUCACUGUCAAAAUUUCCAAGUUUUUCUUCAGUCGAUUUUCAAUGAAUGGCAAAAUUUCUCAUACGUACGAUACGCGACGUGCCAUUCGUCGGCAACACAAUUCCUCCUGGAAGAUGUAACACGCGUCUCAAUCAAGACUGUAAAUAGCAAAUAGCAGGCGUUCGAUGGACCUCCACCUUAAGGUUCCCACACUACUCCCGACGUUUAAGUGCCUAAAAAGAAAGAAAAAAAAAAUGGAAAGGAAAGAAAGAAACCGGAAUAAAACGCGUCUAUCCUCCUCGAACCUUCGUUGUCUAGUUUCUAGAAGUGGGUAAGAUACUAUUUUGACGGCUGGAUGCCACCACGAGACAUAUAACUUUCAAAGGGCUAACAUACAUACCGUUUCAAGAGUGCUGCAACACACACACACACAUACACAUACACACACACAUACAUACACAUUCUCUUCGUCGUAGAAUCUCGGAGUUUUUAAACGCUUUAAUAAAUAAUAGUAAAUGCUACCAGUAGUGAAGAAUAAUGUAGGAAAACAGGCAAAAUAAAAAGGAAAAAAAAAUGGGAAAAAACGUAUAAAAAUGAGCAUAUUUGCGAAACAUCAGUGUUGAAAAAAAAAAAAGAGUUACACAAUAGGAAACGUUUAAACAAGGAUUAUAAUGCAGAACCAUAGUGACGAUGAAGAAAGAACAAGUAGAAAAAUAAUCGUCAUUCCCACUUUGAUGAAUUAAUAUACGUAUAAUAUAUAAAUAUAUUGACUAUAUAUAUAUAUACAUAUUCAUAUAUAUAUAUAUAUAUAUAUAUAUAUAUGUUAUAUAUAUGUACGUAAAAGACGAAAUAGUAUUUUAUCUGACUGCUAGUUUCACGUCACAGUGGACGAAUGUCGUUCGACUCACCCUCAGCAGAUCUCAGCACUCUAACGAAACGAACGUGGAUCGUUUAUUUUUUAUUCGCGCAUAAAAGUCCCGCUCGUUUCCGUGGAGCGCGUUUAUGAACACCGGUGUUCACAGGGUACAUCGGAAAUCGGGAUUCACGACUAUAAUACGUAAGAUUCAUAUGUUCAAAAUAUAUUACAUUUUAGGCAGAAAUCGGAUUUUUCGAAUAAAUUUAUAUAAACUCUCCAUUCCCUCGUGGAAUAGAAAUUCUAUGGUGGAAAUAUACAAACUCUAGAGCACAAAGGAUCAAUGUACAAAUGCCUGUAAAGCUAAAUUCAAGGAAUUUCUCUACUUUCUGUUUUCGAGCUUGCGAAUAAAAAUUACCCUCCCUUAUCCUUCUCUCUCUUUCUCUCUCUCUCUCUCUCUCCCUCUCUCUCUCUCUCUCUCUCUGUGUAAAGUAUAAUUAUAUAAUUAUUCGUUAAAAAUCCGAUUGCCUUCGGUACAAUUGAAUCGUUCAACCCCUGUUCCAGUGAUUAUAUCGUACAAAGAAGCCGCAAUCGAUUCACGAUGCAACCUGUGAACGCGCGAGCGCGUGCGUGUAUAUUAAUUAUUACAGAAUAUAUAUAUAACAGAGUAUAUAUAUAAAAUAAAUGAAGAAAAAAGUAUAUAUACACAAAGAUACACGAGUAUAUCCGUGAGAAUAAAGAAAGAUGGAACCUUGAGGUCGCGGCACGGGUCCCUGAAACCGGAAGUACCGCGACGACGAGAGCCGAUAUUUUGUUGCGCGUGCAGAGAAGUCAAUUUUUUCGAUUACAAAAUAAAGAAGAAACCCCUUACAUCACUGUAACAUACCUCUAGAAUGUUUCAUAGUUUAAAUUAGCCUUCGGGUUAUCGAUCGAUGAUCGAGCACGUUCAGUCGAUAUUUUCCAAACGGUGAGAUCGGUAAGAAUCGCAAAAGAGAGAGAGAAAAAAAAAAAGAAAAGAAAA
Bombus huntii is the source of this 14791-nucleotide messenger RNA. RefSeq names its product solute carrier organic anion transporter family member 74D (gene Oatp74D). Lineage: Eukaryota; Metazoa; Arthropoda; Insecta; Hymenoptera; Apidae. Gene Ontology annotation, cellular component: membrane. The record is from RefSeq and is a predicted model, not a curated record. Gene Ontology annotation, molecular function: protein binding. Gene Ontology annotation, biological process: sodium-independent organic anion transport; transmembrane transport. The coding region runs from base 4274 to 6499 and encodes 741 amino acids. The transcript is spliced from 14 exons.